GAAACAAAAAGUAAGCGAGGUCAUUUGUGUCAUAUCACAAUACGCAGAGAUUAGCACGUGAUGGAACAAAAUAAAAGCAGGAACCAGGAACUCAAAACGUCGAUCAUCAUCUCCUCUACAGACCACCAGAAGUGUAGCUGAAAGAGAGUGCACAGGCCAUGAUGUUCGGGAGCUUGCUGUUUGUCGUGUGUUGUAGCACAGCACUGGCCUAUUUCAACACAAAUCUAGACCAGCACUGGGAGCUGUGGAAGAAGACCCAUAAGAAGUUUUACUCCAGUAAAGUUGAAGAACUGGGCAGGAGGGAGCUAUGGGAGAGAAACAUUCAACUUAUCACUCUUCACAAUCUAGAAGCCUCCAUGGGCCUGCAUUCAUAUGACCUGGGCAUGAACCACAUGGGUGACAUGACACCAGAGGAGAUCCUGCAAUCAUUCGCCACAACCCGUAUCCCUCUUAACCUGAAGAGACAAACAGCAAGUUUCGUGGGCUCCUCUGGGGCUCCUGUCCCAGACUCUCUGGACUGGAGAGAGAAGGGAUAUGUCUCCAGUGUGAAGAUGCAGGGUGCCUGUGGUUCAUGUUGGGCAUUCAGCUCCGUCGGGGCUCUUGAAGGUCAGUUGAUGAAAACCACAGGAAAGCUGGUGGACCUCAGUCCUCAGAAUCUGGUGGACUGUUCCUCCAGAUACGGCAACAAGGGCUGCAGCGGCGGUUUUAUGAGUUCUGCCUUCCAGUAUGUUAUUGAUAAUGGGGGAAUAGAUUCAGAGUCAUCGUACCCUUAUGAAGGAGUGCAAGGGCAGUGCAGAUACAAUCCAUCCCAGCAUGCAGCAAACUGCACCAAGUACUAUUUCGUCCGUCAGGGAGAUGAGGAGGCCCUGAAGCAGGCUGUUGCCAACGUCGGACCCAUUUCAGUGGCCAUCGACGCCACCCGCCCUCAGUUUAUCCUGUACCGUAGUGGCGUUUACAAUGACCCAACAUGUACAAAAAAAGUAAACCACGCAGUGCUGGCUGUGGGAUAUGGUGCUACUGCUGGACAGGACUUUUGGCUGGUCAAAAACAGUUGGGGUACUGGAUUUGGAGAUGGUGGCUACAUCCGUAUAGCCAGAAACAAGAACAACAUGUGUGGCAUCGCCUCGUAUGCCUGUUAUCCAGUUAUGUAACUGCAACACUUCUAAAAUAAGUUUUAAUCUAAUUUCUUUGUAAAUGCAUGUUCUAUAUGUGGGUUUUAUUAAUUUUUUUGAUUAUGCCUUAAUGUUUUAUGACUCUUACAAAAUAAAUGUAUUUUAUCCA
Molecule: messenger RNA, 1281 nt
Organism: Puntigrus tetrazona (Sumatra barb)
Lineage: Eukaryota; Metazoa; Chordata; Actinopteri; Cypriniformes; Cyprinidae
Gene: ctss2.1
Product: cathepsin S, ortholog2, tandem duplicate 1
Exons: 8
Coding region: 159-1151 (330 amino acids)
Biological process (GO): immune response
Cellular component (GO): lysosome
Molecular function (GO): cysteine-type endopeptidase activity
Source: RefSeq, a predicted model, not a curated record